Molecule: messenger RNA, 3530 nt
Organism: Paramecium octaurelia
Lineage: Eukaryota; Ciliophora; Oligohymenophorea; Peniculida; Parameciidae
Source: the annotation of a GenBank genome assembly
AUGGUAAUUCUUAUACUAUAUAUUUUAGGAUGGGGUUGUUUAGGAAGUAACUGUUAUUUUAAUAGCUGUGGUGGGAGUUAUUAUUAUGGGUAACCUGAUAGUUCUUCAAGUUUAUAUAUUGUUGUUAGCAGAAUAUUUUUAAAUCUAGAAGAUCAUUCUCAUAUUAAAGUAGAUUUCCAGUUGUUAUAGUAAAAGAUAAUAUCAAUUAAAUUAGGAUUUCUAGUUAAUCUACUCCUGUUGUGGUGUUAGACGGUCGUUAUAUAUAUGAUUUUUCUACCACUUCUUAAAGCCACGCGUGUGGAACAAAGUUAACUAUAUCAGUAACUAUUUAACAUAACAGAAGAACUCUUUGGACUUGGAUAAAUAAUUAUUGGGUAGGAGGAUUAUUAUCAUUCUAAUUAAGUAUCAUUAAAUGCUAGUAUGAUUGCGCCGGAUGCAUAGAGAGUUAGAAAAUAUUUUGCUUAAAAUGGUUAUUUCAUUCAUAUUCAUUAAAUUAGAAAUAUAUCGCAAUUUCAGAUGGAUGGACUUUUUCAUCAAUUUAUGAGUAUUCCUUUUAUUGUGGAGAUUGCUAAUUCUUGAAAUUUUGGCUAAUUAAAUAUUAAACUUGGCUACCCCUUCAUUAAGAUGUAUUGCUCAGGUUUUAUAAAUAUGAUUUAAUUACUAUAAUUAUAGACUAUUCAUAAGGUUAAACAACUUUAAGUUCUGGUUAUUAAUUAAUAGAAGUACUAAUAGAAAACCAUUCUGAUCCGAUAUUAUCAGUGACAAUUACAACUUUACCAACCUCUAAUUAUUGUUUAAUAAGAGAUUUUGAAGUGUUUUACACUUAACCAGAGAAAAAAAUAGUUAACAAGUUGAAUAAAGGAUGUUUAGAGUAAAUUGAUGAUAAAUGCCUGAUUUGUUAGGAAGGCUGGAUUGAAAAUAAGUCUCUUGCAAAUUGUCAUCAAAUUUGUAGUGAUGGAACCAUUCAAGAUUAAUAUUGUCAUAUAAGAGAUUUAAAAGUAUCUUACACUUAAGCUUAAAUAGUAGUAAGCAAUUUGAAUGAAGGUUGUUUAGUGUAAAUUGAUAAUUCGUGCUAGGUCUGCAAAGAAGGUUGGAUAAGAGAUGAAUUUCUUGACAAUUGUCAUCCAAUUUGUGGUGAUGGAAUUAUACAAGGAUAAGAAGAAUGUGAUGAUGCUAAUCUAAUAUCUAAUGAUUCUUGUUAUUAAUGCAAAUAUUCAUGCAUAAAUUUUUGCAAAACCUGUGUAUUUGGAAUUUGUUUUGAAUGUCUUUUUGGAUUUGAUCUUAAUGCUGACUUUAAUUGUGUGUCUUUGUGUGGAGAUGGUAAUGUAGUACCUUAUUCGGCUGAAUAAUGUGAUCUCACGGAUAAUGGAGAAUGGGAUCAUUGUUAGGAUUGCAGAUUUAUAUCAAUAGCUAAUUGCAAACGUUAAUUACUUUCAAUGUGCUUGGUGUGUGAAAUAGGAUUUUUACUGUUAUAUAAUGAAUGUUUCCCUCAUUGCGGAGAUAAAUACGUUGUCAAAUAAUAUGAGGAAUGUGAUGAUGGAAAUUUAUAGCCUUAUGAUGGUUGUUUUGAAUGUAAAUUUCAAUGCGCUCAAGAUUGCAACAUUUGCCAUCUAGGAGAAUGCAUUUUAAAAUGUGGAUAUGGAUACAAGUUUGUUAAUGAUAGGUGUCUUUCAAUUUGUGGUGAUCAAAUUAUCACAAUAGAAGAGGAUUGUGAUGAUGGCAAUACAAUCUAAUUUGAUGGUUGCUUCAACUGCAAGUAUUCUUAUUCAUGUCCAGAAAAUUGCAAAGAAUGCUAUCAAGGUACAUGUGUAGAGUGCAUUGAUCAAUAUUAAUUAUUAAAUUCAAAUUCAUGCAAAUUAUAUCUAAAUUGUGGAGAUGGUUUGCUUUAGAAAUAAGAGGAAUGCGAUGACGGAAAUUACGAAGGAGUAGAUGGUUGUAAGGAUUGCUUGAUUGAAUAAAAUUGGAUAUGCAACUAGUUGACAAGAAAUUCUCCAAGCGCAUGCACUUUUGUUAAACCUCCAAAAUUAGAAAUUUCAUAUCUCAACAUGACUUCGAAUAAAUAAUACCUAAGCAUCAAAUUUAAUCAAUAAGUAAAAAUAUACACAACUUAACCUUUAUCAGAAACAAUAAUUUUUACAUUACCAAACGUAGACAAGAAGAAUUGGAAUAGCAGCUUAUAUAUCAUACAGGAUGUUGGAUCAUAUGUAAGUUUUGGAGAAUAUAACAUCGAAAUAAUUGUUUAUCAAUUACUUGAAUUUAAACCCAUCUUAACAAUUUUAGUUAAUCAGACAGUUGCUAAUAUAGAUAAUGUUGUUUUGGAAGACUUUACAAAAUCAAUAACUUUAUAAUAUCCAAAAUAUCUUGAUGAAACUUAGAAGGAUUAUUCUCAUAAGUUGAAGAAUUUAAAUAUUUAUUUAAUCUAUGGUUUGUCUGGGAUUAUCUGUGUAAAUCUACUCACAGGAAAUGGGGAUUUAUUUAUCGAAAUUUUGGCAAUCCUUUAAUUUCAGCAAUAUUUGAGGUACAUUAAUCUGUAAUUUCCAGAAAAUUUAGAGAUUUAUUUUUCGAUUAAUGAUUUGAUAACAAUUCAACCUCUAUUAGAUUUAAUAGAUUUUUUAUCAAUAUUUUAGUUCAUUGAACUUUAGUAAAAUUAAGAAUCAUAUUCAGAGGGAAAAUUUGAUGUUUACAAAUAGAACCCAAGCUUGAUAAUAAAUCUUUCCUGCCAAAUAUUAUAAUGCUUGAUUUUUUUAUUCCUCAUUAUGUUGUACCAAUUAAUUAAGAAAAUUAUAUACAAAUGGAUAUUUUGUUCUAGAAACUUUUACUAUGCCUCUACUUUAUCCUUAUACAUCAAACCAAAAUUAAUUUUUAAGUGUGAGGAAUCCUUUUAUAACAUUUGCCGAGAUAUACUUAAUUUGAAAAAAUUGAUAUCAUUUUAAGGUUUAUAAAAAGCCUUAAUUCUAAAUGGUUGGGAUAUGACAUUUAAAACUCUAUUGUAUAUGCGAAACAUUUCAACUAAUAAUUACUUAGAUAUUGUACAACUUAUUCUAGCAAGCAUAAUUCUUAUUCUUUAUUUUACAAUAUUGUUAGAUGGUUUCAAAUCUAAAUAAAAAUUAGUAAAUAUGAAAAAGUUUGAGAUUUUAAGUUUUGGAAGAUAAUUUUUCUUUUUAUUCUUCUUGAUUAGUAUUUAAAGAUCUGAAAUAUUAUAAUUAGGAUUACUCCUAUUGACAAGUAUCUUUUAGAUUAGCUUAUUAUUUAUUUAUAGGCAUAUUUAAAAUAAGAAUAAAUAAAUCGUUUAGAUGGUAGUAGAGAUAUCAGUACUGACAUUUAUGCUCAGUUCAUUCUUAUACAUCAAAGAGUGUAAUGAAUAUUUUAAUGAAAAGAAAAAAAUAAUAUUAGGAUGGAUUCAUAUAAUGAUUCUAUCUUCGGGUUUAAUUUUAGAAGUAAUUUUUAUUAUCAAAGAGUUAUCUGUAAAAUUGAAAAAGAUAUACAAAAGAAAAAAACCAUAAUGUGCGAGAAAUCCAUUAUUUAUAUGA